UAAACGCUUCCGCGGCGGCGAUGCGACGGAGCUUCUGCAGAACGCGCCACCAAACGGCGCGUUUAAAAAUGGAUGACCCGACAUUAAUUAAUUAGGCAUUUUAUUGCAGCGAUUCAAUAAAUCAUGCGGCCGAGGGUAACUUCAAAGCGCCGUUUUUUUGCCCCCCCCCCCAGUCCCCUUGAAUCCCCGCCGUCUUACAGGACACGCGCGAACUCCGCAGUGUGAAAGUGCGUCGGGCUCCGCGGAAUGCGCCGUCACCAUGGAGACCGACCGCUUCCCCCGUUUCGUCCAGAAGCCCGGCAACCGUUUGUGGGGAAACAGUCCGGCGGAUCGCAGAAUUCACUGGUGGGACAAUAAAACGCUCCUCGGAGUUCGGUCCUUAUUUUAAAGAAGGGAAAAAUGCACGAGGGCAACGAGGACCUCACGCGACUCGUAAAGAGAGGUGACCUACAGCACACACACUUUUAGAACUUUGAAACGAACCGGCUUUAGAAGCUAGUGGUGUGUUUUGAUUUACGUCCUAACAGUCUCGACUCGUCGUGUCAAUCAAUGCGCAGCAGUGCUCAAGACAUCAUGUUGCAAAUACAGUUAGAAAUAAAUGGAUUAAAGUCAAAUCAAAUCUGAUUCAAUUCAACGCAUUACAAUUUUUCAGUUUUGUUCAUAUAUAAUUUUGUUUUUCCAAGAAACGCAGCAGCGCAGGGCCAUAGAUGAAAUUCUGUGUUGGCUGGGUCAUAAUUAAAAAAAUAAAAAUGAAAUGAUGAGGCUCUCAUGAAUUCACCUGAUCGCUACCUUGCCCACUGGGGGUUAGUGCCACUGAGUCGAGGUCGACCGUUAGUGACAACUCCAGUGGUUUCCAAGGUAUGACAGGGCACAGGAGUGCUUUACUGUUGCCUCCUUCCACACACCUUUGGGAAGAAACACACUUAAACGUGGAGAAGAUGCGGUCUCCACAUAGACUGAUCAGGGACCGAACCCCAAGUGCUGUGACAUGUUUAUCCGCUGUGCCACCAUGCUGCUGCUCUAAUGACCUGCAUGAUGAACACCUGCCACAGCCUGCAAACACUGAGACCCCACAGUAACCUUCGCUCUGCAGGACAGCAGAGAGACUACGUGCCGGGCACCCCCUUGAAGUCCUCGGAGGAGCCCGCGAAAAGGCGCGGCCGGCGUCACUUCCCUCCGACGUACGGGGACGAGUCUGGCUUCAGGCCUCACGUAGCGCACGUAGAACCCAAACUCACAGAGACUGACCUUGACUGGAAAUCCCGGCUCCGCUGGCUGCCCGAGCCGCGCUACAGCGACGCCCCGCUUCCUCACAUCAAAGCCAUCCUCUUCCCAGAAGAGACCAGACUGCUGAGGUCUUUCCCCCAGGCCAAUAUGAGGACUCAGUCCGAGUGGACAUUUUACCCCAACUACGGACAGCCUACAGCCUUCCAUACAGGCAAGCGCUGCAUAUUUGAUGGGGGUCUUCAUUACAGAAGCUUGAGGAGCUCCUCUGAAGCAACCUUGGAACCAGUGAUGAUGAGGAAAAGGCAAAUACAAUGCAGUGAUUGCUCAAGUAAUGCCGGAAAGCCAUAUUUAAAUCCUGAGUACAGCCCUGACUUCCACAAGUUUGGUUCUACAGGUUUGGGGUCGUCUGGUCCCCCGAAGGCCGACACGUUCAUUCCCUUGUUUCCCGUGGUGGCACCGGCAUGCAAAUCCUACAAGGAAAAGCGGAAGAUGAAACAGCGAGAGGAGGAAAUCCUGGAAGUACGAAAACUUAACGAAUGGAGGCCGGCGACGCCCGUCUACCACUCGUCUUUGCAGGAUGAAAACGGGAAGCGGUAGAGACACCGCAGGACGCCGCCGUGCAGAAGAUGGAAGGAGAGGCACAGUAACCGUGGGCCGGAAUUUCGGCAGCGACUGGCAGCACCAGUGGCACCACGACGGCUUCUCCUACGGGGAUCUCCUCGGGUUUGCGUCAUGCAUAAAACUGGUAUUUUUUAUGCAGAAAUCCUCACAUUUUUAUACACUCAAGUACAUACAGUAUGUAUCAACAUAUUUGCAGUCAUGCACACAAUACAUGUAUGCAGCUGUGCACAGAGGCAGACACAUGCACGCACACACACACACACACACACACGCUCGUCUGCACAAGCACUCACAUUAAAUGCACUUUUAAAGCUGGAAAGGAACCAUCCACCCAGCUAAGCACAAAUUAACACACAAGAGGAAAUGUCAAGAAGCUUAUGACAUCAAAAGAGUUCUUGAUGCACAUGGUUUGUAAUUUAUGAUUAGUGGUUCCGAUUCAACAAAUAGCCUUCGCUGACUGAACUUCGAUUUAUUUUUUGUCUCGCGGAGACGCCGUUGUACUGGCUCAAGAGACAUGGUAAACGUAGUGGAAAAUGGGGGCGUCGGAGGCGCUCAUGUCUGGGAAAGAGGAACCAUCUGAGGUCAAACAUUGGGAAGGCAGCGCUGCCAGGUGGUUGGAUUGUACUGAGUUGCAAAUGUCACCUGUCAGCAACAGUAAAUAACCUGACCUUUACUUUGCUUCGUUCACCACAAUGGCGCAUCUAGUGGAUUUCCUCUAACUCCCCUAUUGGGUAGGUAAAUGACACUGCACUCACGUGUUUGGCAAAAAACGAGCUUUGAAAUACCAGCUGCAAGUUCCUGGGGGAGGGUUUGCAUUUGUGUACAGCUGCGAACUCACGGCUGGAAUCAAGUGUAUCGUGGCCUGAAAAUGUUUCUUUCGAAGUGCAGUCACGUGAUGAGUUGCAAUAACGUAUGAACUUGGGGUGUUUUGAAAUUUCAAUAUUUGGAAAGUCAAAACUGCACUGCAUUUUAACUAUGUUAACUAAAUAAACUUAGUUUUCUUCAGUUACGUUUUUAAAUUUGUUUGCUGCAGUGGAAAUGUAAGCUGUUUUUACACUCCGAGCCAACAGGUGGCAGUAAAAUGCAUCUAAAGCAGUACAGACGUGCACAUGGGAUGAGUCGGGCAACUGGCGUUUAAUAAGCGUUUUUUUG
Molecule: messenger RNA, 3000 nt
Organism: Scleropages formosus (Asian bonytongue)
Lineage: Eukaryota; Metazoa; Chordata; Actinopteri; Osteoglossiformes; Osteoglossidae
Gene: spats1
Product: spermatogenesis associated serine rich 1
Exons: 6
Coding region: 1024-1824 (266 amino acids)
Source: RefSeq, a predicted model, not a curated record